Messenger RNA from Mytilinidion resinicola, 1329 nucleotides. RefSeq lists its product as uncharacterized. NCBI's taxonomy places the organism in Eukaryota, Fungi, Ascomycota, Dothideomycetes, Mytilinidiales, Mytilinidiaceae. The transcript has 2 exons. Gene Ontology annotation, cellular component: RES complex; U2-type spliceosomal complex. The coding region runs from base 25 to 1011 and encodes 328 amino acids. Gene Ontology annotation, biological process: mRNA splicing, via spliceosome. The record is from RefSeq and is a predicted model, not a curated record. Gene Ontology annotation, molecular function: RNA binding.
UUAUCAACACCACUCCUCACAAUCAUGUCUCUCGCUGACUACCUCGCAAAGAACUACCUCACCGCCGACGCGCCCGCCAAGAAGAGCAAGAAGCGCAAGCGCAAAGGUGGCAAGCAUGACGAAAAUGGUCUCAUUAUUGCGGACGACGACAUCACAGGCUGGAAUGAGAAGAAAAGGGCCGACCAAAGCGAUGAUGAGGCACCCGUGAUUGUCGGCAGCACCAUAAGCUCAACACCUUCCGCUACCUGGAAAACCGUCGGCGCCGCUGCCCCUUCCACGAAAUCUCAAAUUGCUCGCGACAAUGCCGCCGCCGCGGACGCCAUAAUCGCCGCUGCAGCGGACUCACGGACCGCCGCUGAAGCCGCCGAGGACGAGGCCCCGGAGAUGCUGGAUACAGAGAACAUCCUGAAGAUGGAGAAUGGCGCGCAUGCUGGGCUACAAACAGCCGCGCAGGUCGCGGCCGCCAUGAAAAAGCGCCAAGAAGAGGACAGAGCGAAAGCCGCCGACGUGGCGCGCGAGACAGGCGCUAUAGGAGCCGGAGAGACGAUAUACCGUGACGCGUCCGGGCGGAUCAUAAAUGUGGCGAUGAAGCGAGCGGAGGCGCGACGGGCGGCCGAGAAAGCGGAAAAGGAUAAACUAGAGGCAGAGAAGGCCGCGAAGGGCGACGUACAGCGGCUGGACGCCGAGAAGCGGAAGAAAGACUUGCAGGAUGCGAAGUAUAUGAAGUUGUCGAGGGGCAUAGAUGAUGUGGAGUUGAAUGAUGAGCUGAAGGAGCAGGAUCGGUGGAAUGACCCUGCGGCUGGAUUCGUGAAGAGCAAGAAGAGUGGCAAGAGCAGGACCGGAAGACCGCUGUAUAAAGGUGCGGCGCCCCCGAAUCGGUAUGGAAUCAGGCCUGGCCAUAGGUGGGAUGGGGUGGAUCGAGCAAAUGGGUUUGAGGGGCAGUGGUUCAAGGCGAGGAAUCGCAAGGGGGAUGUGGCAAAGAUGGAGUACGCAUGGCAAAUGGAUGAGUGAGGAGGACGUUUUGCUCAGGGUGAUCUUCACAUUUCCAUGGCCUCCAUAGGUUUCCAAUGGCGGCUGCUGCAAACAAACAGCCUGUGUGCAUUCAGAGUCGCGGUCCCCAUUUCCAUGGCAUGCGGAUCAAGCUGCAGGUCUGUCUGACAACAAUGUCUACCGAGGACAAUAUCAAAUAGCUCUUCACGCUCAUCUGGCCUAAGUGUUAUUUCAAGGAAGAGAGCAGGCCGACGUGAAUCCAGACAUGGCAGAAAUCAUGGGGGAUGCUGGUAAUGAAUUCGUAUUGAAAGCGAUAUCAAAGCGUAAUAUACUUGCUAG